AUGGCUGUUGUUUUGCAACUAUUGUCCAUAGCAGGAAAUGUCCUUGGAUUUUUAUUUUUAACAUUAUGUAUUGCUUCAGGUUUAUAUUAUAUUAGUGAGAUUGUUGAGGAACAUACUGAACCAACAAGAAGAUUUUUAACUAGAACGAUAUGGGCAAUUGAAAUAAUAUUGCUAUUGUUAUUAAUCUUCGAUAAAUUCCCUAUAAAAUUAACACUUUUCACUAUGGCGUCUCAUAUGUUAUAUUAUCAAAAUUUGAAAAAAUUUCCGUUUAUUAGUCUCACCAGCUUAACAUUUUUAUCCAGUUGUGUUGUCGUUGUGGUGAAUCAUUAUCUUUGGUUCAAACAUUUCAAUGAAGUUGAUAUUCCACCACAAUUCCGUUAUGAUCCAAAUUAUGUACCACCAAGAAGAGCUACAUUUUCUCAAGUAUCGUCAUUUUUUGCCAUCUGUAUCUGGUUCAUGCCAUUUGCAUUGUUUGUUAGUCUAAGUGCAGGUGAUUAUAUAUUACCUACUACGGUUGAACAAGCCAAGAAGACAGAUGAUAUUACUGAUUUGAAUGAUAGUGGAAAUGCUACGAAAUUCCGUGGUAGAACUGUUGGAUUAGCUAGAGUCGUGAUCCAUAGCGUACGUAAAUAUAUAUAUUCAAUACUUGCGUUGUUUGGUAUUCAAGUGCAACGUGAUUAUGAUAAUCUUGGGAUAUAG
Molecule: messenger RNA, 699 nt
Organism: Maudiozyma barnettii
Lineage: Eukaryota; Fungi; Ascomycota; Saccharomycetes; Saccharomycetales; Saccharomycetaceae
Gene: SVP26
Product: Svp26p
Exons: 1
Coding region: 1-699 (232 amino acids)
Biological process (GO): endoplasmic reticulum to Golgi vesicle-mediated transport
Cellular component (GO): Golgi membrane; COPII-coated ER to Golgi transport vesicle; endoplasmic reticulum membrane
Molecular function (GO): COPII receptor activity
Source: RefSeq, a predicted model, not a curated record